Messenger RNA from Gymnodraco acuticeps, 1254 nucleotides. Its product is annotated as protein FAM237A-like. NCBI's taxonomy places the organism in Eukaryota, Metazoa, Chordata, Actinopteri, Perciformes, Bathydraconidae. The record is from RefSeq and is a predicted model, not a curated record. The transcript is spliced from 2 exons. Bases 1 to 498 code for a protein of 165 amino acids.
AUGGUCCCGGUGCUCCUGAACAUACCUGCGGCCACAUUGUUCGUGCUGGGCUGCAUGUGUGCCUGUGUGCCGCCGCUGCAGGGCCACAGGCCGGAGCACGGAGACCCCCUGGCGGCCCCCCGCUCCGACCCGCAGUGCUGGGACUCCUCCUCGGCUCUGCUGCUGGAGAUGCGCUCCCCGAGGAUAGCUGACACGGUGCCCGGCUUCUGGGGCAUGAUGCUGGUCCUCAGGUCGUCAGAAAACGGCAAACACACGGCGCUGUUCUGGGACCUGGCCCGGGUCUUCUGGGACCUUUACCUGGACUGCGUGCUGUCCAGGAGCCACGGCCUGGGGAGGAGGCACAUCCCCACUUUACACUCCCUCAUCUCUGACAAGUUCCUUAGAUUCAACAGCUCAGGAGCGAUCUCCGGGGGGUGGCUCAGUUUCAGAUGGAGACCAAGAAGACACAUCAAGACCCUGAAGAGCAAAUCCAAAUCAAACCCAAACUACCACAAAUAAUUCAUAUUAUUUCAGGGUUUAUACAUAUUUUCUUCUUCCCUUUACGGUAGCCUACAUGUUUCUCUCAACAGCAUUUUUCAUAGACAUCAUUUAUUAGUGGGAAUCCACAAAUACAAUUGACAGGAUGGAGGCCUUAACCCAAUUGUUAAAGAUCUGGCAGGCAGUUUAUUGUUGAAGCCAUUUGCAAAAAAUAAAUAAUCGUUCAGCUUCUUGUGAACCAAAUUAUCUGACAGAAAUCCAGACCUCUGACCUCUGACCUUUGACCUUUGCCUCUAAAGUUUCAGAGUUAGAGAGAAGAUUUAAAUAACAGUUUAACCUCCCGCUGCCGCAAACAGACCUUUCUUUGAUGAGUAUCUUCCUGUUUUUAGGAGGCUUUACAGUGGCAGUUGUUGCCAAUGCUGGAAAAGUAACCUUUCUGCAGGACAUUCUCAAUCAGACUUUCAAAAAAAGGGUGCGCACCAAGUCUGAAUUAUUUGGAACGACCUCUCUCUGAAAUGACCGGAGUUUGUCCACUGUCACUAACUAGAUUUCAUUUGAAUUACAAUAAGCUAAAAGGAUUUGCUAAAAGAUUAUUAUGGACAUUUUGCCUAAAUCAUGAAGAAAUGCACAGUUUACCCCAGCUUUAAGAUACCUUGAAAUUAUUGAUCACUUCAUAUCACAGCCCUAAGAAAAUGAAUUGUUGUCCAUUUUAAAAAGUCUCUAUGGUUACCUGCAGUUUAACACACCUUACACACACAUUCAAAAUAGUGAUCAUAU